Messenger RNA from Amorphotheca resinae ATCC 22711, 1194 nucleotides. RefSeq lists its product as hypothetical. Lineage: Eukaryota; Fungi; Ascomycota; Leotiomycetes; Helotiales; Amorphothecaceae. The record is from RefSeq and is a predicted model, not a curated record. The coding region runs from base 98 to 961 and encodes 287 amino acids. The transcript is spliced from 5 exons.
AAUUAAAUGAUUAAUUACUGAAGUCCGGUUUUCAGCAUACGGAAGCCAAAGAUCGGUUCUUUGUCGCACAGCUUGUUUGAUAUUGAAACCUCAAAUCAUGGCAACUCGUGUCCCUAAGCCUGCUUACCCCGCCAAAGACAGCUCGGCGCUAUAUGGUGAUCGAGAGCUGUACGCACGACUUGGUAAAAUUGCUGAGGGGGAUGGCAAGACGGUAGUUCAGAGUUUUGAGAUCCCUAUUAGGAGUGGGAAAGCUUGGAUUGUUAGGAAAGGACAGCUCUGCACCCUCUCAACGCCGUACGGGCCUCAAGUAGGAGAUCUGAAUAUCUUCUCCCUCCAUAACCCCCGCGAGAGGUUCUGGGCUGCGCGGACCAGGCAGCUCAAUGCUUCACACGUCAGCGUCGGCGACCGCUUGUGGUCGAACUUGCCGUAUCUGAGGCCGCUGGCAACUAUUGUGAGUGAUAGCUUGAAGGGUUAUGGUCCGGAUGAGGUUGGGGGACGCUGUCAUGAUCUGCUUGGGACGAGAUGCGAUCCUUACGUAAAUAAAUUACUCAGCGGUGAUGACUUCGACUACCAAUGUCACUCAAACCUUGUGCGCGCUGUUCUGCCGUUCGGCCUCACCGAGGCAGAUGUCCACGAUGUGCUGAAUGUCUUUCAAGUGACAGGCUUGAAUCCAGAUGGGAAAUAUUUCAUGGAGCCGUCUCCGGCAAAACCUUCUGAUCACUUUACAUUCUUCGCUGAGACAGACCUGCUAUGCGCAAUGUCCGCGUGCCCUGGAGGGGACCUCUCAGUGCAUGGCUGGGGAGAGGAUGCAGCGCAAAGGAUGCUUGACACUUGCCGGCCCCUAGGGGUAGCGGUUUAUGAUAUCGUGGAGAGAGAAGAGGUCCUGAAAAGCUGGAUGGAAAGCGAAAGCCCAGGAUAUAAAGGCAUGCAUGGACUGAAGAUUCCCGUAUUUGGGGAAUAAGAAAAGAAGCAAGACAGCUCUCAUCAUGUCUCUUAUUACCUAUCUUCACCCUUUCCUGAAUAUCAUGCCCCAGCCUUCGACUUUCCCAACAUCAAGACCGCACUCUCUCAGCAUGUCCCAUAUAACCGUAGUAACCGUAUCAAAUACCGGUAUGCCGUACUUGUCCUCCCAGAACUCUGCUCUCUGUGCGGCAGCGAGGUUCGUGCAGAAAGUCGUAACCGCAUCGACCCCCC